UAAUGAAAAGUGUAUAAAAGCCAACUCAGAUUUCAGGAAUGAAUAGGUAAUUCUCUGUAUCUAAAGAUAUGGGAAAUUUUUCUAUGUAAUCUCCAGAUAAAUAAAUCUAUUGCCCAAAAACAUAAUCAUAAGCUAAAAUUCAAUAAUUAGGUCCAUCCCCUUAUAUGCAAUCACCUCAAUUUGAUGCUAAAUAAGUCAGUUAGAAUCAUGUUAUCAUUUAACCAUCUCCUCCUUAAAAAUUAGAAAAUUCAUAUUAAUACAAACCUAGUAUAAAAAAUGGAUCAAUAACAAAUGAAAUUUUUAAACCAAAUAAUCAAUAAGAAGUUAUUAAAUCUUAGAAUGAAUUUAAACCUUAAUAUGAAACUUAUAAGUAUGAAUAUAACAAAACUUUUGCUGGAACUUUUUAAAGUGAUGCAAAUAAAGAAUAAUUAACAGAAAGAAAAAGCAAUACAUCAAAAAAAGAUGGAACAACCCUCAUUGAUUAAAAAGAAAAUUACUAAUAAUUUUAGGCAAAGUCUCCAUUCACAGAUAAUCAUCCAACUGUUGGUAAUAGUAGAUUAUCUUCACAAAAUAUUAAUUUAAUAUAAUCAAAACCUAAGAUAUAAACUGAAAUAUAUCGAAUUUCAGGUGCUUUAAGAGAUUUAAUGUCAUCUGUAUAGAAAAUGAUGGGUGAUGGUAGACUACCAGAUUAAAUUAAUGAUAAAAUGAUUGAAAUAUUAGCAAAUUUUAGAAAAUUAGAAGAGAUUGCUAAUAAUGAACCUAUUAAUGGAUCUGAUAAUGAUUCAAAGAUAUCUACAAUGGCUGAAGAUUAUAAUAAAUUAAAAAGUAUACUUGAAUAAUUGUAAAUAAAAAUGACUGCAUUAGUUUAAGAGAAUUAAAAAGUAAUAUAUAAAUAUUUAUUUAUAGUUAAAUAAAAAUUUAAUUGAAUAGGAAUAAAAAGUAACUGAAGAAAUUAAGAAAAAAUAAUUAGCUGAAGAAAAGGCAAAUCAAGCUAAUAAAGAAUUUAAUAGAGUCUUUGAGUGUCUUUAAAUAAAUUAAAAAGAAAAUGAAGAAUUAAAAAAUAAACUUAUUUAAUUUGAAAGUUAUAAGAAUUUAUCAAGCUAAACUAGUAAUAGAUUAUAAUCUGAUGAAAUUAAUAAUUAUAAAAUGAAAAAUCAAUAACUUUAAAAUGAAGUAGAAUAAUUAGAAAUAAAAUAUAAGUAAUUAUUAACAGAGAAAAAUAAUUAAAAAGAGAUUCCUAAAUCACCAUCAAUACUUAAAUCAAUUCAUUCAAGUAGUACAAAAUAAUCAGAAUAAUUGGAGCUAAAAUUACUUUAAUUAUAAAUAGAAAAUGACAAUUUAAAAGCUGAAAUGGCUCAUAAUUAAGUUGAUUCUAAAGUUAUUGAUAAUAAGAAUGAUAUGAUUUAGAAAUUGGAAGAUAAAAUUAAAUCAAUUUUAAAAGAAAAGAGUAUUUCUGAGGAACAAUCUAUUUAAAUAUGUCAUAAUCUUGAAAUAAUGAAUGAAUAAUUAAAAAAUGGGGUUUAAAACAAAGAAAUAGAAGUAUCAAAUUUAUUAAAAUAAAAAAAUGAAUUAGAAAGAGAACAUAGAAAUUAAAUUAAUUAUUUAAAUUAAAUGUUAAAAGGAACAGAGGAUAAAGUUUAGAUAGCAAAACAAGAUUAUUAAAAAUUAUUAGAUGAGUUUAAAUAAAUUGAUAUUAAAAAAGGUAAGUUAUAAGAAGAAAUAAGGAAUACUGAAAGAAAACUUGAUUAAUUAAAUUAAGAAUUAGCCUUUACAAGAAAUGAAUUAAAGAAAUCAACAGAUAAAAAUCAUUAGCUUUAAACAUAGCAUGAUCAAAUGAAUUAGUAAUUAUAGUAAUAAGCAUAAUUAUAAUAAUAAUUACUUUAACAAAUUGAUGGAUUAAAAUAAAAUGAAUAAUAAAUAAGAGUGGAAUAUGAAAAACUUGAAAAACAAAUGUAAGCUGUUAAAUCAGAAAUGAAAUAUCAAGUAACAGAAUUAAAUGAAAUGAUAUAAUUAUAAGCAAGAAAAACAUAGGAAAAAGAAAGAUAAUUAAAUGAAUUAAUUGAAGAAAUGGGUGGAAUGAGAGAUUAAUAUGAAGUCUAAAAGAAAGUUUGUUAAGAAAAUGUAAAUGAUCUUGAAAGAAGAUUAAAAAAUGUAAGAUUGCAAUAAGAAGAACUUCUAUAAGUUAAAGAAUAAGAAAUUUUAGAGUUAAAAUAAACUAUGGAAUAAUAAAUUAAAAUGUUAGAUAAAAGAAAUGCCCUUUCCUCAUUUGACUAUGAUUAAAGAGAAUAAUAACUUUAAGUAGAAUUAUAAAGUAAGAAUGAUUAAAUAGAAAAUUUAAAAUCAGAGGUUGAAAAAGUGAGAAGCAAUAAUUUUAAUAUUUAAGAAGAAUUAUUAAGAUAAGGAAUGCUAUUAAAUCAACAUUAAGCUACAAUUGCCAAUUAUAAAAAUGAAUUAAUUUAAUCUAAAUAAGAAUAAUAACAUUUGAGUGAAAUGUUAAAAAAGAGAAAAGAAGAAACAGAGUAAUUGCAUUAAAAUUUGGAAGAAAUGAGGAGAGAAUUAUAAAGCAAGAAAAUGUCUGAUGAUAGUAGGAGUACAUAUUUAAAUUUAUUAAUUUAUAGGAUCAGUUUUGAGACAAUAAGAUCUUUAGAUUGCUUUAGAAAAUCUAUCCAGAGAAAAUUUAAGUUUACAAUAAAAAAUUAAUGGUUUGUCUAAUGAAAUGAAUAGAAAAUCAAGAGAAUUAUCAGAAAGAAAUGAAGAAUAUCAAAUAUUAAAAAGAAAAUAUGAUGAAACUGUUGCAAAUUUAGAAAGACUUGAGAAAAGAUGGGGAGAAAAAAUAGAUUUACAUAGAAAAAAUUGA
This is a messenger RNA of Paramecium pentaurelia, 2857 nucleotides long. NCBI's taxonomy places the organism in Eukaryota, Ciliophora, Oligohymenophorea, Peniculida, Parameciidae. The record is from the annotation of a GenBank genome assembly.